This is a messenger RNA of Cotesia glomerata, 2106 nucleotides long. RefSeq names its product CKLF-like MARVEL transmembrane domain-containing protein 7. Gene Ontology annotation, cellular component: membrane. The transcript is spliced from 5 exons. NCBI's taxonomy places the organism in Eukaryota, Metazoa, Arthropoda, Insecta, Hymenoptera, Braconidae. Bases 285 to 827 code for a protein of 180 amino acids. The record is from RefSeq and is a predicted model, not a curated record.
AACACUAACAUUACUGAGUAUUGACACAAAUAAUCUGUUUACUGUCUUAUAAACUUGUACGCAUGGAAAAAUAAUAACUGUAAACUAAAAUUAUAAAUACAUUCCAGUGAAACGUUAGAAUUGAGUUAGUAAACGGCGUCGUCUCAAAUCCAUUUUAUAAACAUCGAUUUUAAUCAGGUCGAUAUAAAAUAUUACAUUACGUUUCUGUUAUAUGUGGAUUAUUUAAAUAAUCCGCCUACUAUUAUAUUUUUGUGUUGGAUAAAAGAAUACAAAAUAAAAUAAAAAUGGAGCAAGGGUUUCCUGGACAACACACUACAACAACGACGACGACGAGUACGUCAACAUUUCAGCAAAAUUUGAGAAUGGAUCUUUCAUAUAUAAGAACAUUGCCUGGAAUGUUAAAAAUUGGACGAAUGGUAUUGGAUUUAUUGGGAUUCAUAUGUGUAUCAGUUUCCAGUUACGUGCAAUCAAGUCGUGGAGCAUGGUUUAAUACAGUUGCAAUGAUGGGAUUUUGGUGUACUGGAAUUCUUUUAGCUCUUUUCAUAUUCCACGUAAUUGAAAAAUUCCACAAGAUCCCAUGGACCACUAUUGAAUUAAUUUUCUGCGCUAUAAUGACCCCGUGUUACCUACUAGCAGCAUCUCUGGCUGCUGACUCAGGGCGAGCUAUUGAAGGAUUCCGAGCUGCAGCCUUUUUUGGAUUUUGCGCUAUGCUAUGCUAUGGUUAUGACGCUUGGCUCAAAUUUCGAGCCCGCCGAGAUGGAAUUCCAGCUCAAGGUCAACAUGAAUCCCAAAAACAAGUGUCGACAGUAACAAGCCCAGCUUAUUAAUUGUUGAUUUUGCAAAGCUAGAAUUGUUAUUUCAUUAAUUUAUCGAGAAUCAACAGGGCGAAAGAGUUGAUUCAUUAAAGUUCAUCAUAUACACAACGAUAUAUUAUACCUACCUCUACUUAUUAGAACAUUGCAUAAUCAAAUUCAUGAAAUGUUGCGUAAUAGCAAGUUUAUUGUUAACGUUAAUUGUUAAUUACAUUAACUACUGAUUGAUAAUUAUGAAUUAUAGUAGUUACUUUUGUGAAAUUUUAUUUUGCGUGCUGUUGAUAAUUGUCCGUUAUAAAAAUUUUAAAGUAGAUGAUAAAGCAAAAUUAAUUCGAAAUUAAUUUAAAGAAAAAUAUUUAUCAUAAUUAAAGCAAGUAUUAAAUAUAAAUAUUUAUUUAAUAUUAUGUACAUAUUUGUAUAUUAUUAUGUGCACUUUUUCAUUUCAUUUAAAGUAUCUAUUUUUGCACGCAUUUCAUUGAAUACAUACUUAUUGAUGACAAUACUUGCUUCGUUUAAAUACAAUAGUAUUUUUCUAUAAUUUAUUUUUUAUAAAAUUGUGUAUAGUUGUUAAUCAUUUAGAGGUAUUGUAUGAUUAUUUACACAUCAUUCAUGUUUCAUAUCAUUAAUCAUUGUUCAUCUUAUUCACGUUAAUCAAUUCAAAAGUAUUAAAAAAAAAGUUUAAAGUAAUAUAUUUCAAAUGUUACACAGAUUUAUGUUUUAGCGUUAUCAUCAAGUUUUUUUUUUAUAUAUAAUUGUUUUACUAAUUAUUAAUUUAUAAAUUGGAAUACAAGCUAUUAAUCUGUUUAAUAUUCCAAUCAAUUUUUUUCCUUUUUAUAAAUUUGCACUCAGUAUAUUUUUUUUUAUCGCUUUACUGUUAUUUUCGUUAUAUUUGCUUAAAAAAUAACCAUGUAUGUAGUGUAAACUAUGAAAAAAUGGAUGCACUAUAUACUUACCUAAAGAAAACCGAUAAAUAAUACUAAUAUUUACAAUUUACCUUUUUUUUAUUCGCGUACUCUUAACGUACGGCAAUUUCAAUGGACCAAAAGAUUUAGCUAGAAUCCUUAAUAUUACAAGCAAUACAUUAUUAUGUGUAGUAAUCUACUAAUUAUUAUGUAUAUUGAUUACACACAAUGAUAAUAUAAUAAUGAACAACAUUAUAUUGUCACGUUGCCUUGUAUGAUGAUGAAAUAAUUUAAAAUAUAAUAAUAAUUAUUAUGAUAAUAAUAAACAAACGAACAUGUUUAUGCAUUAUAGCAAUGACAGAUGAAAAUAAAAAAUAAUGGAAUUAGCCUGA